Papilio machaon (common yellow swallowtail) is the source of this 773-nucleotide messenger RNA. RefSeq names its product fork head domain-containing protein FD4. Bases 1 to 738 code for a protein of 245 amino acids. The record is from RefSeq and is a predicted model, not a curated record. The transcript has a single exon. Lineage: Eukaryota; Metazoa; Arthropoda; Insecta; Lepidoptera; Papilionidae. Gene Ontology annotation, biological process: regulation of transcription by RNA polymerase II; anatomical structure morphogenesis; cell differentiation. Gene Ontology annotation, molecular function: DNA-binding transcription factor activity, RNA polymerase II-specific; RNA polymerase II cis-regulatory region sequence-specific DNA binding.
AUGCCGCGGCCGUCGCGCGACUCCUACUCCGAACACAAACCUCCAUACUCGUAUAUUUCACUGACGGCGAUGGCGAUUUGGAGCUCUCCAGAGCGCAUGUUGCCGUUGUCGGAGAUCUACCGCUUCAUCACGGACCGCUUCCCGUACUACCGUCGCAACACGCAGCGCUGGCAGAACUCACUUCGCCACAACCUCUCCUUCAACGACUGCUUCGUGAAGGUGCCGCGGCGGCCCGACCGGCCGGGCAAAGGCGCCUACUGGACGCUGCACCCGCAAGCUUUCGACAUGUUCGAGAACGGCUCGCUGCUGCGUCGUCGCAAGCGCUUCAAACUGCACAAGGGCGAGAAGGACAACCUGAACGCGGAGCUGGCGGCGCUUGCGACCUUCAACAGGCUCUUCCUCUCGGGCCAGAGCGCAACGCGUGUGCCGCCGCUAGAACCCUUCCACGUGACGCAGCCGGAUUCUUGCACGACUAAAGUGAAACCCAAGAAGUCAUUUACUAUAGACAGUUUGUUAUCUAGUGACAGUGAAUUAGAAUCGAUUGAGGAUUCGGUGACAUUAAGCAACGAGGCUAAUACUUUGGUCCCAUACCAUUCCGACGUGUUGGCGAUGGCCGCUGCGAUAUGGCCCGCACCCAUCUGUUUUCAGAUUCCCCUAUUCAAUCCUUUACAGUUGACACUCCCAUUUAAUCCAAGUAUACACAAUUUCGGUGCCUAUCAUCUAACAGAACAUCGGUAGUUGAUAUAACUUGUAACUAUGGAUACUAAAUGUUU